Molecule: messenger RNA, 840 nt
Organism: Aspergillus caelatus
Lineage: Eukaryota; Fungi; Ascomycota; Eurotiomycetes; Eurotiales; Aspergillaceae
Product: putative NUDIX family hydrolase
Exons: 2
Coding region: 1-840 (279 amino acids)
Biological process (GO): nucleoside phosphate metabolic process; ribose phosphate metabolic process
Molecular function (GO): ADP-ribose pyrophosphatase activity; ADP-glucose pyrophosphatase activity
Source: RefSeq, a predicted model, not a curated record
AUGUCCACUUUUACAAUUCCGUGUGACCAUAGUCAGCAAUCCCUGUCUGUAAAUUCCACGCCUGAUCUCAACAAGGAUGAUCUACUGCGCUUGCCUGCUUUCCAGAUCUGGCUGUCUACCCUGCAACAAUCGUUAAAGCGGCAACAAGACCCCUCACACGAGUUCCACAAGGACCCUUAUGUCCUACGCAAGAUUGAUAUCCAGGCCGUUGAUUUUUUCAAGGGAGGGCGAUUGGGGUUCGUGAAAUUCAAAGCUGAUGUAUCGAACGGAGAUGGAGAGUCACUUCCUGGAAGCGUUUUUCUUCGUGGGGGCAGUGUAGGAAUGCUGCUUCUGCUCCAACCAGAUGACGUGCACCCCUCAAUGGAAGAUGAAAAGAGGGCGAUUUUGACCAUUCAGCCCCGCAUUCCUGCGGGUUCCCUUGCUUUUGCCGAAAUACCCGCCGGAAUGCUUGACGAUGCCGGUUCCUUCGCUGGAGGAGCAGCGAAGGAAAUACAAGAAGAAACUGGCUUGACAAUUCCUCAGGAUGAACUGAUCGAUAUGACCUCGCUUGCAUUGCAAUCAGUUGCAGGCCCCGAGGGCGUAGAGACACUGCAAAAGGCUAUAUAUCCAUCGGCUGGCGGAAGCGACGAGUUUAUUCCUUUAUUCUUGUGUCAGAAGCGGAUGCCGCGUAAGGAUAUUGAAAACCUACAGGGACGAUUGACCGGGUUACGUGAGGAAGGGGAGAAGAUCACACUAAAGUUAGUUCCUUUGAAGGAACUGUGGAAGGAGGGAUUACGGGAUGGAAAGACACUCGCAGCAUGGGCACUGUAUAAAGGACUCAAAGAGGAGGGGAAAUUAUAA